Messenger RNA from Pedinophyceae sp. YPF-701, 402 nucleotides. NCBI's taxonomy places the organism in Eukaryota, Viridiplantae, Chlorophyta, Pedinophyceae. The record is from the annotation of a GenBank genome assembly.
AUGGCGUCGACGAAGGAGACGGCGCCCGGCUGGCGGAUGGGGAGCGCGGACCGCUUCCGGUACGACCACGUGCGCGUCGCCGCGGAGGUCCCCGGCGCGGGCCAGUACCGGAAUGCCUCGGCUGUCGGGCGGCAGGCUCUGUCCACGAAGAAGACGCUCCCGACGUGCCGCUUCGGCACCUCGACGCGCGACAAGGCGAACAAGAUCUUCAUCAGUGCAGAGCACGAGAAGGACUCGUUCGGCGAGCUCUCCCCGGGCCCCACCACCGCCAUGGGCCACCCCGCGAUCGGCAAGCAGACCGUGUCGCGAAAGAAGUCCAACCCGAGCUGGGGCUUCGGGACCGCGCGGCGGCAAACCGUGCAGGUCACCGACACCCCCGGCCCAGGCACGUACUGGGCGUGA